AUAAUAACACUCUCUUCUCUAUUAAAAUUUUAAUAAUUCAGCUCUUUAACAUUGAAACAACUAUCAAGAAUUGGAUUUCUCUAUUGAUUUCGGUCCAAAUCUCUCUUUCUCUCUGCCAUUUUUUCUCCAUUGCCAAAAUCAGUUUCUCCUCCUUUUCUACCUCACUCUACCCCCACCCCCACAACAACAAACCCCACAAGGCCACAACUUCUACUGCUAUACUGUUGUUGUUGAAAAAGAAAAAUCAAUUUCAAGAACCGAGACUAUGAUUUUGGUUCUGAGGAGCAUACAUUGAUUGAUAUGUAUAAAAAUCUUGGUAAUCAUAGACUCAUAUAUCGAACUCGCAUAUCAAAUUAUGUGAAAACAGGUUUAGUAAACGAAGCAGUCCAAGUGUUCGACAAAAUGACUCAGUCAGAUUGUAGAGUUUUCAGUAUUGAUUACAAUAGAAUUAUUGGUGUUUUGAUUCGCACUUCGCAUUUUGAUUUAGCGGAAGGAUACUAUAAUGAGAUGAACCCAGUUGGGUUUUCUUUGAAUUCAUUGACAUAUUCAAAAUUCAUUUGUGGGUUGUGUAAAGUUAAGAAUUUUGAUCUUAUUAAUAGGCUACUAAAUGAUAUGGAUAGGGUUGGGAUUGUACCCAACUUUUGGGCUUAUAAUAAGUACUUAAAUCUUUUGUGUAGUGAAAAUUUGGUGGAUAUUGCUUUGGAGUUGAUUAGAGUAAUGGGAGAGAAAGGGAGAGAGCCUGAUGUAGUGAGUUAUACUAUUGUUAUUAGUGGGUUGUGUAGGAUUGGACGGUUCGAUAAUGCUGUUGAAAUGUGGCAUACGAUGAUUAGGACAGGUUUAAGACCAGACACUAAGGCUUGUAAAGCUCUUGUUUUUGGGCUGUGUGGGAGUGGUAAGGUUGAUUUGGCUUAUGAGUUGACAUUGGGUAUUCUAAGGGGUCAAGUCAAAUUCAACACAGAAAUAUACAAUACACUGAUAAAUGGGUUUUGUCGAGCUGGUAGGAUUGACAAAGCACAAGCAAUUAAGACAUUCAUGAGGAGAAAUGGGUGUGAACCAGAUUUGGUUACUUAUAAUGUGUUCUUGAAUUAUUGUUGUAACGAGCUUAUGUUGGAAGAGGCGGAGAAGUUGAUACAGAAGAUGGAAAGAAAUGGGUUGGAACCUGAUGGUUACAGCUAUAACCAGCUUCUCAGAGGUUUCUGCAAAGCGAAUAGAUUAGACAAGGCUUAUAAGCUAAUGAUCGACAAGAUGGGGAGCAAAGGCUUGGUAGAUGUUGUAUCUUACAAUACUAUUAUUAGAGCACUCUGCAAGAAAGACCACAGUAAGAAGGCAUACAAUCUCUUUGAGGAGAUGCAGCAAAAAGGAAUUGUCCCUGACGUUGUAACUUUUACAAUUCUUAUUGAAGCUUCUCUAAAAGAAGGCAAAUCUAGUGUAGCCAAGACACUUUUUGAUCAGAUGUUCGGCGUGGGCCUUUUUCCUGAUCGCGUACUGUACACUUCUAUUAUAGAUAACCUGUGCAAGACAGGGGAAAUAGGGAUGGCUCAGAGCGUUUUCCAUGAAAUGGUGGAACAGGGUGUUGCUCCUGAUGUCAUCUCAUAUAAUGCACUAAUCAGCGGAUUUUGCAAGGUUUCUAGAGUAACUGAGGCAUUGAGUCUUUAUGAAGAUAUGCAGGCUAGAGGUUUGAAUCCUGAUGAAAUCACCUUCAAAUUGAUUAUUGGAGGUCUUAUACAGGAGAAGAACCUCUCAGUGGCUUGUGCAAUUUGGGAUCACAUGAUGGAGAAGGGUUUUACUCUUGACAGAGAUUUAUCUCAGACUCUUAUUAAUGCAAUCAACUCAUAGGUUGCACAUUAUCCGGAAUGGCUGACUUGCUUUGAAUCCUUCUCAUGGGCAAAUUCUUCUAUGGGAUUUGCAGCUUUCGGAACUCAUUAUUUUAGACCUGUUAUGUUCAAGGAAAUGCCAAAGUCACCAAGAUUUCAAGUUGCUUAACCCGAGAUGAACUUUCAUCUGGCUGCUCUGGACUGAAAGUACCAGAGUGAAUGAAAACAAGAAGAGGUCUUUUCAUGAAAUGUUUGAGUUGAUAUUUAGAAAACAAGCACUAUCAAGCGGAAGUGCCUUAACAACCUAAGAAUUGGAUAAACAUUACCCAAGGCAAAGAAGGAACCUAUAAACUCUAUGAUAUGACUUGCAGCUUUUUCUGAAUUUGCUUAUGCGUGAGACGAUUUGAGCAAUUUCGACAUAAGUUGAUGAAACUAUUUUUAGGAGGAAGAAGGGAAAUAAUAUAGUUGCCAAAAGACAGCUGUGUAAUUUGAAGGAAUAACUUUUUUGUGGAUAUGCUAGAGUGCGUGAUCUCACUACUCUCAAACUGGAUAUUUUCAACCACCGAGGGGAGCCCGUGAAAGCAUUU
This is a messenger RNA of Solanum dulcamara, 2401 nucleotides long. Its product is annotated as pentatricopeptide repeat-containing protein At1g13040, mitochondrial. The transcript has 6 exons. Gene Ontology annotation, molecular function: protein binding. Bases 301 to 1836 code for a protein of 511 amino acids. The record is from RefSeq and is a predicted model, not a curated record. NCBI's taxonomy places the organism in Eukaryota, Viridiplantae, Streptophyta, Magnoliopsida, Solanales, Solanaceae.